Messenger RNA from Neoarthrinium moseri, 1485 nucleotides. RefSeq lists its product as uncharacterized. The transcript has a single exon. The coding region runs from base 1 to 1485 and encodes 494 amino acids. NCBI's taxonomy places the organism in Eukaryota, Fungi, Ascomycota, Sordariomycetes, Amphisphaeriales, Apiosporaceae. The record is from RefSeq and is a predicted model, not a curated record.
AUGUCUUCCCAGUCUUCUCCCUCCCCACCGCCGGGGCCUAUGGCGGAUAUCGAUGAAACAAAGUUGCCCAGUGGUCAAUGUCGCUACAUUCUCCUAACCCCCGAGAUCAAAGGCCAUCGAUGUGGUUGCGUUGGCUUCACACUCAAUCGUUCACUGCCUGGCGUCAGCUGCGAGUGUGGUCACCUCUCAUGUUAUCAUCUCAAGGCAGCUGAACAACCGCCGGAUAAGGCACAGUUGGACCUCCUCUUACGAAGAGUCCAAGCCCUGGAGGGGCAACUAGACCGUGAAAAUACGGGCGGUCUGGGGAGUGCUCUGGGCGAUGUGGUGCGACGCCUGGGCGACCUGGAGGAGCAGUAUGAGAAGAGCAAGGACGAUUUCAGCCAGGAGAACCGAGGUAUCUAUCGACAAAUUACCAGUGUGUGGCAGGCUGUCGACCAAGCAGGAAGGCGGCAGGUGGAAAUGCAAAAUCGUUUGGCUAUUCAUGACGCACGCUUGGAUGAGCGUGAUGACAACAUGCAAAGGCUCGAGAAGCGACUGAUGGAGUCGGACGAUGCGGCCAUCGACCUGGAGGAACGCGUCGACCGCCUGGAAGAAUCAGAAACGCCGGGGCCUCGACGCCGGCGUAGAUCCUCUUCAGAGUCUAGGGUUUCAAAAAACUCGGAACCAACCUCGAGCUCACGCCACGGCGUGGACGAUGCCCUUGCAGCACCGGCGACGGCAGCGUCAUUCACGCUCGCCCGACGGGCAGGCAGUGCAUCGGGCCGUAGUGAUAGGUCGGCCGGCGCAGCCUCGGGCCCUUGGACCGUCCAUGUCUCGCUCAUGCCUAUGGCGUCGGUGGCGUUCCCAUUUGAGAAAGACACCAACGCUUACAAGCGGUGCCUCUCCCGUGGACUCCACCAGAUGAUUGCAGUCCAAGGGGCUGACAGCGAUGCCUUUGCCGCGGCCAUAACGACGGCAUUUGGCAGAAUUCUCAACGGCCGGCCAUGGAUGCCGCUGCAAGCCCGACUCUGCGACGCCGAGACACUCCUGGGGCUCCCGAUGCUUCGGCCUCUCGACCCGGCUCUGCUUGGAGCUGGUUAUUACGACCAAGAGUUCCUGCGGAAGCACUGCGCCGUGUGCGGGCCCAACGGCAAGCUCGACUCGCUGUAUAUUGCCAUGCAGUUCGAUACGUUGUCGUGGCACUUCCUGCGGCGAUCCCCAUGCUACUUCCAGGGACUUGAAGACAGCUGGGCAUACGACCCGCUCCUGGACCACAACGAUCCCUUUGAUGACGAGCUGGAUGAAGAGGACCGGCCGUCGGCCGGCGACAUACUGCCAUCGCUGGGAAACCUCAAGCGAACGGCAUCGGAGAUGUCGCGGACGCCGAGCUUUAGUGCCGGGUCGGCGGGGGAAGGGGAGGGCUCUCGGCCCAAAGUGCCGCGGACGACGACGGGGGCGUGUGUGCCCGUACCGCUGGAGCUCCGUAGACGGGUCGAGACAGUCUAG